Messenger RNA from Prorocentrum cordatum, 1515 nucleotides. Lineage: Eukaryota; Dinophyceae; Prorocentrales; Prorocentraceae. The record is from the annotation of a GenBank genome assembly.
CAGACCAUUGUGUUUCGGGUUCGGUAAAGACCCAUCCACAUUGGCCCGUAGCCACUCGGGCUCACGCGAUUAAGACUCGCAUUCAACCCCUGCCAAGUAUUGCUUGCGAAUCCUUUGCACCGAUCAGCUCGCAGAUUCGGCCAUGGCGUUGUCGAUGUUCUGCGAGUUGCAGGCGGCUGGUUGCAUCGCGCUUCUAGCAAGCCUCGUCCCCGUGACUCGCGCGUAUCGUCAGAAUGCGUUGGCGCUGGAGGGGGAUUCGCGCCGUGGCCUCGAUGCAGCCAAUACUGCUCGCAGCAACGGCAGCGUCAGCCAAGAAAAGAGCCUUGCAUGCUGCUGCACGAGGGGCGGUGACGUUUACGAGAACCCAUCUGGAUUACGAGGCUAUUGCCCAAAGGAGGCGUGCAUGGAGCAUGGCAUGGAAGUCUGGGACGUGGACGGGUGCUCCAAAUUGUACGCGUGCUGGAAGCGCCGGGGCUGUGGCACCAUUGGGUUGGGAAUGGGUGCGGGCGAUGGACCUUCAGAUGCAAUAGCACCGCCCGAUCCGCCCAGCGUUUUUGACCCAUUCAAAGGGAAAGACUUUUAUUGUCCCAGCGUGUGCGACUUGGGCUGUUGCCAGAUGACCAAGUCCGUCUGGGGCAACUGCAAGAACGAUCGAUGCACGCAGUGGAAGUGUCUCACGAGCGAGGUCCACGGUGAUGGUGAGGUCAACCGCAUAAUGGCUGAGCACGAGGAGCAUAACGAGGCGGAGGACAAGCAUGCGUGCGAGGCUGUAACGACGAAGCAGAAGGGUAGCAAUGGCUACAAGACGUAUUGCCAGUUCACUGAGGCAGAGACGAGGCAGGAGCCCUGGAAUCAUGGUCGGAAUGCCAUCUUCGUGGGAGGCUUGGACUAUGCUGAUGAGUGCAAACCCGCGCUGGACGCUGCAUCAGGCUGGUAAGUAGACGCACGGACCCUCAAAAGCUGCAGCGAGGAGAAGAUACAGGAAUCAUUAAGCUUAGCUUGGUGUUUGUCCGUAGCUCUCGUCUGCAACUUGUGUGGAGACGCCAGCCCAGAUGAUGACAUUUCUCUGGGAGUUACAUGCGAGAUGCCGUUCCGUGCCAUGUUCCGUUCCGUGCCAUGUGGCAGUCCGUGCCGUGCUACCAACGCGAGGGCCCGGGGGACGCCUGUUGCCAUGCCGUGUGCCGUGCUGUGCCGCGAGCUGUCGUGUUACACCUCCCGUUCGUAGAUCCGUGGGCUGCGUGCCGGGGCGCCGCUUCUCGAGCGUGUGGGGUGCGCGUGCCCGGCCGCCCCCUGUUUCCGCACGUGCUGUUUUUUCAAACGUCUCGGCAGCGGGAGCACGACGAGGUGCUGGCGUCUGGGUUUCGCGCCUGCGCUCCGCCAGCUCGCGGUCUGGGCGCUGGCGGGUCCCACUCGCGCUCGGUUCUGGGGUGCGCUGCAGCGCCGCAGAAGCGGGGGGGCAGGACCCGUCACGCAGGCAAGUCUGGAAGAGGGGCCAAGCCGCCCGCGGUCCGAAAG